Molecule: messenger RNA, 2010 nt
Organism: Pieris brassicae (large cabbage white)
Lineage: Eukaryota; Metazoa; Arthropoda; Insecta; Lepidoptera; Pieridae
Gene: Gmppa
Product: mannose-1-phosphate guanyltransferase alpha-A
Exons: 9
Coding region: 375-1610 (411 amino acids)
Biological process (GO): biosynthetic process
Cellular component (GO): cytoplasm
Source: RefSeq, a predicted model, not a curated record
AACGAGACCAAGCGCUAAGUCUGACUAACUACCUUACCUCAGUCAUAGUUCGCGUUGUCUACUGUGUCCCGUUUCUGAAUAUUACCUUUUGUCAAACGCUCUUAAUCCAAUCCAGCCAAUUAUUCACAUAGUGGCACAACAUCCAUAACAAUCUUUAGUUGUUAUCAAUUAUUAUCAUUUGAUUGAUAGUAAGUUGACAUUGUCAAAAACAAUCUUUUGAAUCAUAGUCUGUUCAAGAAUAUUGACGUAUUUAAAAGUUUACACGUCAUAUUUAAGAUUUAAAAUUUAAAUUCAGUACUUAUUAGAUGUUAUCUUAAUAAAGUGUAGUAGUAAACAUUGAAUAUCAGUUCAAUAAAGUGUAUUUGUCUAUAAAAAUGCUCAAGGCAGUAAUACUUAUUGGUGGACCACAAAAAGGAACUCGCUUUCGGCCCCUGUCACUGGACACCCCCAAGCCUCUAUUUCCAUUAGCGGGUUUACCAUUGAUUCAGCAUCACAUUGCAGCAUGUGCUAAACUAGAGGAAUGUAAGGAAAUAUUGAUAAUUGGGUCCUACCCAACUACUGUAAUGACCCAAUUUGUUGCUGAUAUGCAGAAAGAGUAUCGCUUGAUUAUAAGAUACCUCUAUGAAUUUAUGCCACUAGGCACAGGAGGUGGCUUGUAUCAUUUUAGGGACCAAGUAAGAGCUGGUAAUCCCACUGGAUUUUUCCUAUUAAAUGGUGAUGUGUGUGCAGAUUUUCCUUUAAAAAAGUUGUGGAAGUUCCAUGAUGAAAAGCCAGAUGGUUUGGUCACAAUAAUGGGCACAGAAGCAACAAGGCAACAGUCUGUAUAUUAUGGAUGUAUGGUCAGAGAAACAAACACAAAUGCUGUAACACAUUAUGUAGAGAAGCCUAACAGUUAUGUUUCAACUUUAAUAAAUUGUGGAGUGUAUGUUUGUUCAUUACAAGUGUUCCAAGUAAUGGCUGAAGCAUUUCAGAGAAAACAGGAUAGAUUUUAUAGUGCCAAUGGCCAUGGAGGUCCUGAAUACAUGUCCUGGGAACAAGAUGUGCUGUCUCAACUUGCAGGAACUCACAAAUUGUACGCACUACAGGUUACAAAUUGGUGGUCUCAAGUGAAGACCGCUGGUUCAGCGAUAUACGCAAACAGGCACUAUCUAGAAUUACAUCAAAAUAAGUCGAGCGACGCCCCGUGUAAGAUACUGCCCGAUGUGUUCAUACACCCCACUGCCAUUGUUCAUAGUACUGCUGUAAUAGGACCCAAUGUAUCUAUCGGCGCAGGAGUGACGAUAAAGGCUGGAGUGAGGAUCAAAGAGUCAAUAGUACUUAACAACGCGACUGUACAUGAACAUUCGCUUGUUAUGUAUUCUGUCGUGGGUCAAGAUUCGUCUGUUGGGGAAUGGUCCAGGGUCGAGGGUACCCCAUCGGAUCCUGAUCCGAAUAAACCUUUCGCGAAAAUGGAUAACACUCCCCUUUUCAAUAACGAUGGACGUCUUAAUCCUUCCGUCACUAUACUAGGUGCAGGUGUAACAGUUCCAGCAGAGAGGAUUCUCCUGAACUCAAUAGUUUUACCACACAAACAGCUUAAUCGCAGUUAUAAGAACGAAAUAAUAUUAUAGUCCAGUUUAUUUUAUACAGCGUUUGUAAAGGAAUUGACUAUGAAUUAAUAUAAUUUUAAAUGCAACGCAACGCGCCAUAGUUUUGUCUUUCGGUUUUAAUUUUCACAUUACGCAAAACGAUUGAGUCAGAUUUAAGCAAUUUCAAAAUCGAAGAAGGAGUUUAUAUGUUUAAGGUGUAUUUUUUUAAAGUUAUCAAAUACCUUCAUAUAUAUUUUUUAUAUGCUGAAAGUUGUUUGUAUGACUUCUAAGAGAUAUACGUCAAGAAUUAUAGAUGAAAUUUUUACUGUUUUUAUAUUGAAUUUUUGUAUAUUUUGCACCAAAGGAAAACAAACGAGACUGCAUAUUAAUUGCCAUUAAUCAAGUAUAUGUAAAAUUAUUUAUAAUAUCUACCUUAAGAUAC